Molecule: messenger RNA, 1099 nt
Organism: Erinaceus europaeus (western European hedgehog)
Lineage: Eukaryota; Metazoa; Chordata; Mammalia; Eulipotyphla; Erinaceidae
Product: GTPase IMAP family member 7-like
Exons: 1
Coding region: 35-886 (283 amino acids)
Molecular function (GO): GTP binding
Source: RefSeq, a predicted model, not a curated record
UGGGGACUUGAAGACCAUAGCUUCCUGUGUGGGCAUGGCUAGCCAUCAACACACCACCCCCCUGAGGAUUGUUCUUGUAGGGAAAACUGGCAGUGGGAAAAGUGCCACAGGAAACUCCAUCCUUGGGAAGAAUGUAUUUGAUUCUAAAAUUGCUUCUUACUCUGUCACCAAGACCUGCCAGAAAGCUUCCCGGGAAUGGCAGGGGAGGGAGCUUCUUGUUGUGGACACCCCAGGGCUCUUCGACACGAAAAAGAAGUUGUACACCACCUGCAGGGAAAUCAGCAAGUGUGUCCUGUCCUCCAGCCCAGGGCCUCACGCCAUCCUCAUGGUCAUGCAGUUGAACCGCUACACCGAGGAGGAGCAGAAAACCGUGGAGUUGAUCAAGAUUGUGUUUGGGCAGUCAGUUAUGAAGCACAUGGUCAUCCUGUUCACUCGCAAAGAUGACUUGGAGGACAUGGACCUUCUCAACUUCAUAUCAGAAGCAGAUGUGAAACUGAAAAGCAUCGUCAAAGAGUGUGACAACCGCAUCUGUGCCUUCAACAACAAGGCAGAGGGGCUGGAGCAGGAGGCACAGGUGUGGGAGCUGGUUCAGCUGAUAGAGAAGAUGGUGCAGAAGAACAGAGGGUCUUACUUUUCUGACCCCAUCUAUAAGGAUGCAGAGGAAAGGUUGAAACAGUGGAUAGAAAGGCAGGAGAAAAUCUAUGGUCACCAAUUAAUGGGUGAGAUUAAAGAAAUAGAGAAGGAUUAUUCUGACAAACUGAAACAAGAAAAGGAGACUAUUUUCAUCAACCUGAGAGGUCACUAUAUCAAUUUAAAAACACUUCUAAGGGAAGAGGCUGAGGAGAACAUGCCUGAAGAGAUGUUGACAGGCUGGACCAGUUGGUAGCAUACCUUGUUGAGGGCAAAUAUAGUGCUCACAGACCCAGAUUCAGCUCCUAUUCCUAAUCUCCAGUGGGGAUGCUUCACAGAUACUGAAACAGUGCUAUAGGAUUCUCUCUCCUUGUUUAUCUACCCUUUCCCUCUGGAUUGGUCUCUAUCCAAAAGAAAGGAGGAAAGGAAGGGAGAGAUUGGUAUCUAGAAACACCAAGCUGAAGAUGUC